AAGGUGGUCAAAUUCUUCGAUGUGAUAUUGUCAUUGAUUCGUUACAUUCUAUUGAAAUAGUCACAACAACACGAGUUUUAUUCCUUGAAGAUGCUCCUGAAGUUUUUGAAGUUAUGGCUAAAAAUGACCAAGGGGAUACAUUUUCGAGUUUGGGAGGCGUUGCUUUUCAGUGGUCAUUGGAAAGUGAUUCUUCUGCCAGUGAUGCGUAUGGUGUCUUACGAUUUUUGAAGUUUGCUGAUUCUGUUUAUAAGACACCACCUUCAGUUGAGUAUUGGGAAAAACAAAAUUUGCAUGGUUCUAUGAUUCUCAUGGAAGGGUCUAAAACUGGUUCAGCAAAGGUGACAGUAAAGCCUCUUAAUCCAGCUUAUAAGAACGUUGCACCAUAUGAUGUCAGUCUGGUUGUAGUGGCAAAUCUAAAUCUAAAGCCAUCUCAUAUUUAUUUAUUGCCUGGUACAAAGGUUAAGUACCAUUUAGAAUUAAUCAAGCAAGGCAAAGCUUUUCCUAUAACCCUGCCAUCUGACCAAUAUUAUUUAGAAGUGGGAGACAAGACAAUUGCAGAUCUAGAAAAUACAUCCUCAGUAGUUACAGCAUUGAAAUAUGGUACUACAAAUAUUGUUGUCAAAGAUAAGUAUAUCACUGGUCGUGAGCUUACUUAUUUGCCAUCAGGUUCAAUUCAUGUUACGGUUCCAUCUUAUUUGACUCUUUCUGUGUCACCUGGGGAUAAAUGGAUGUUACAAGAAAAAAGAACCUAUUUGGUAUUUGUUAAUGUUUAUGAUAGGAAUAGUCAACCAAUUCAUAUUACUCAGCCAUUGACCAUCAGGUCACUAUCGAUCAGAGAAGGCAGUUUGAAUCAUCACUCUUCAAUGCACUAACCAAGCUCCUGGGUACAGCUCGACACUGCACAUCUCCAUACCAGCAGAAAUUUUGUACGGAACUCCAAUUCGCCUCCCAGGAGAAUUCCUGUGCCCUACUCCUGAAACCCCAGACCCAGUGACUUUUGUUGCAAAGCUUCACGAAUCUAUGCAACGCCUCCUACCUUCUACAAAUCAGCCUCACGGUGAGCAAGCGGUAUUCGUCAGCAAAGACUUAACCACAUGCCGUCAUGUUUUUCUUCAAACGGAUGUAGU
Stegodyphus dumicola is the source of this 1127-nucleotide messenger RNA. RefSeq names its product nuclear pore membrane glycoprotein 210-like. Gene Ontology annotation, cellular component: nuclear pore. The record is from RefSeq and is a predicted model, not a curated record. NCBI's taxonomy places the organism in Eukaryota, Metazoa, Arthropoda, Arachnida, Araneae, Eresidae.